AUGGCCCGCAAGAGCAAGCGGGGUGAGUACCGACGGCCUGUAAUCAAAGACGGAGUGGAUGAGCAAGGAAACCGCCCUCGAGCGCCUUUUCAGGCUGCCUGUUGGGAUUUGGGACACUGUGAUCCGAAGAAGUGUUCUGGGAAAAGGCUGAUGCAGCUUGGGUAUAUGCGAGACUUGGGCAUUGGACACAAGUUUCCUGGGGUUGUGAUAUCGCCGAAUGCGAAACAGACCCUGUCUCCCGCUGACAGGCCGUUGCUGGAACAGUAUGGUGCAGCAGUGGUGGAGUGUUCGUGGGUGCGGGUGAGCGAAGUGCCCUGGUCGAGAAUUGGUGGAAAGACGGAAAGAUUAUUGCCCUACCUUGUGGCGGCGAACACGGUGAACUACGGCAAGCCAUGGCGACUCAACUGUGUGGAGGCGCUGGCUGCCACUUUUAUGAUAUGCGGUCAUGAAGACUGGGCUGAAGAGGUACUACAGCACUUCCGAUACGGCAAACCAUUUCUAGAGAUCAACUCGCAGCUAUUCAAACGAUACGCUGCGUGCGAGACAGAAGCGGACAUCAAGGCGGCCGAGGAGAAGUGGCUGGCAAAGAUCGAGAAGGAGUACGCGGAGAGCCGAGAGGAGAAGGGAGUGGACGACAUGUGGACUACAGGGAAUACAAACAGGAAUGCCUUCCUCUCGGACUCCGAAGACGAAGACGAGGGUGAUGGUGACGGCGAAGAGGGCGAGGACGAUGACCUGCCACAAAACGCUCUACAAAGAGACAAUCCGUUCCCAGAGUCUGAGGAGGAAGACAAUGACGACGAAGAAGAGAUGGCAGAGAUCCGCCGAAAGAUCCUGAUGUCCAAACCUUUUGCUGCUGCAGACCCUGAGUCGGAGGGCAACGCUGAGGUAGUUCGACGGAUAUCAACACCAGCAAAACCCACUGCCACUCAAGACGCCUACAACGACAGUGAAAGCGACGACGGAAACGAAAGUGACGCCGCCUUCGACCGCAUCAUCAACGCGACCACCUCGACUGACCGUACCGGCAUCAAAGCCAUACAACGAGAGAAGCAACGACGAGCAAGGUCCUGA
Microsporum canis CBS 113480 is the source of this 1074-nucleotide messenger RNA. RefSeq names its product RLI and DUF367 domain-containing protein. Bases 1 to 1074 code for a protein of 357 amino acids. NCBI's taxonomy places the organism in Eukaryota, Fungi, Ascomycota, Eurotiomycetes, Onygenales, Arthrodermataceae. Gene Ontology annotation, molecular function: rRNA small subunit aminocarboxypropyltransferase activity. Gene Ontology annotation, biological process: maturation of SSU-rRNA. The record is from RefSeq and is a predicted model, not a curated record. The transcript is spliced from 3 exons.